AUGGAAGUAGAGUUCUCUGCACCAGCACAGCGUUCAAGCGAAGAAGAGGAUGAAUUCCAACGGAGUGUUAAAAAAUUUAAAGAGAGCAACGGCGCAAGGAGUUUCUUGCCACCAAGAAAACCAGUGAGUUACAAAGAUAGUCUCGUGGGAGACAUUCCUGGAGCAUAUGAACAGGCAUUUAAGUUCAAUAAAGAAUGGGAGGAAGGUUAUGAGUCAGAGGAUGAUAUGGAGCCUUUAACAGAAGGUAUGGCUGAGGUGAAGCUUUCCAAAGAAACAAAAGCUCGCAUCAGAGCGCCAUGGUUGAAAGCCUUGAUAGUGAAAGUGUAUGGUAGAUCAGUUGGAUUCCACUACCUCACUUUCAAGCUCAAUGCUUUAUGGAAGCCGACGGCGAAGAUGGAUUGUGUGACCAUGGGGAAAGGCUUCUUUCUGAUUAGAUUCAGUAGCAGUGACGAUUUUGAUGUAGUACUUCGGGGCGGCCCAUGGUUUUUAGGAGAGUAUUUUCUUGCAAUCAAGCCUUGGGAACCUUAUUUCAUUGCGUCGGAGGCCAAGCUUUCAUCAGUGGCUGUGUGGGUAAGGUUUCCUGAAUUACCAAUUGAAUUCUAUGAUGCUGCUGUAUUGAGAGAAAUUGGGAGUGUCAUUGGUCCUGUUUUACGGAUUGAUUCUUACACAGCCUCGGAAACUAGAGGAGGCUACGCAAGGCUUUGUGUGCAGAUUGACUUGGACAAGCCACUAAUUAGCUCCAUUCGAGUGGGCAGAUUAGUCCAAAGGGUAUUGUAUGAAGGUAUAUCAUCCUUGUGUUUCUGCUGCGGCAAGCUUGGGCAUAAACAGGAACACUGCAGUCUGAAAGUGAAGGAACCAAGCAAAGUUAAUGAGGCUCAGACCUCGUCGAAAACUAACGAAAUAAGUGAGGUGGUUCAGUCCGAGCCCAACUAUGGGCCUUGGAUGGUUGUUACGAGAAAAAAGGGGUUGGCUAGGAUGGGAAAGGCUAGUGGGCCAACUAAAUUAAAUACCUCAUCCCAGGACAGAUUCAAGGGCAAUCCGGACCUUUCACAAACGUCAAGCCAUGUGGAAGCAAGUGAAAAUCUUGGUAAGUCAGAUCAUAGUGAUUCAGUUGACUCAGGAAGUGAGACAACACGUGAAGAUGCAGCCCAAAUCCCGCAGAGUAAUCUUGAGAUAAGAAAGGACUGUGUCAUGGAAGAUUACAUUGAAAACUCAAGAGCUGAAGAGUUAUCACAGCGCUGA
Molecule: messenger RNA, 1242 nt
Organism: Quercus lobata
Lineage: Eukaryota; Viridiplantae; Streptophyta; Magnoliopsida; Fagales; Fagaceae
Exons: 2
Coding region: 1-1242 (413 amino acids)
Molecular function (GO): nucleic acid binding; zinc ion binding
Source: RefSeq, a predicted model, not a curated record